Molecule: messenger RNA, 1578 nt
Organism: Penicillium nucicola
Lineage: Eukaryota; Fungi; Ascomycota; Eurotiomycetes; Eurotiales; Aspergillaceae
Product: DUF1996 and WSC domain-containing protein
Exons: 2
Coding region: 1-1578 (525 amino acids)
Source: RefSeq, a predicted model, not a curated record
AUGCGUCUCAAAAUCACCCUUACCCUGAUAGCAGGUCUAUCAGCAACAUCUCUCGCCAAAGAAAGCCGCACCUUUGCCGUGAAUCACUUCUACGGCAACGGCGCCCUGGUAACAGGCCGUAUGGAUCCAAUCGUCAACCCAGGAGUCGCAGCCUCACACGUCCACACAAUCCAAGGCGGAAGCAACUUCAACCUGACCAUGACCGACGACGCUCUGAUCGACUCAAAGUGCACCUCGUCUCUGGUAAAUGCGGACAAAAGCAACUACUGGACGCCCAGUCUUUACUUCCAAGCCUCCAACGGUAGCUUCCUCUCCGUGCCGAUGUUCUACAUGAACGUCUACUACUUCUUCGAAGCGACCGACGACGAGAUCAAACCCUUCCCAGUCGGCCUUCGCAUGAUGAGCGGCGAUAAAGACCUCCGCACGCCCCCGAAGAACGGUGCAGCAAAUGUCCUCGACAGCGCCGCCGGCCCCAUCCAGCCAGUCCAAUGGACCUGUCCACGAACAUCCUACAAUCCCCCUUCGUACCCAGCCAACUCUGACGGCCUUCACGGCGUCGGAAUUCAAGACCCAAAUAAUGCAGGUGCUGGCGCUGGAUUCCCGCAUGUCAAUUGCGACGGCUACGCCUCGCCCUUGCGUGCUGAUAUCCAUUUCCCGUCUUGUUAUAACCCUGCUGCUGGGCUGGACGACUUCAAGACCAAUAUGGACUGGCCGAGUAGUAAGGGGACUACGGGCGGCAAGGCAAACUGUCCUGAGGGGUGGGUUCAUCUUCCGCAUAUCUUCUACGAGGUUUAUUGGAACACGCCGUUGUUUGACGAGCUGUGGACUCCCGGAAUGGGGGAGCAGCCGUUUAUCUUGAGUAACGGGGAUCGCACAGGGUAUUCGCUUCAUGGGGACUUCAUUUCCGGCUGGGAUGAGGGUGUCUUGCAGAAGAUUAUUGAUAAUUGCGAUGCUGGGGAUCUCGGUAUGGAUAAGUGUGCUGAUGCUGGGUUCCUCAAUGAUGCAUCGACGAGUUGCAAUAUCGACAAUCAGAUUGUUGAGCCUAUUUUCGGUGUCCUUGACAAGUUGCCUGGCAAUAACCCGCCCACUGGAUGGGGACAGGGCGCAGUGGAUACACCUACUUCUUCGUCGACCGCAGAGAGUGUCUCAGUCACCGCUACCGCUCAGUCCAAUGUCAACAGUGCUGCACCUUCAGAGACCAGCAGCACAGAUAGCUCCGUGUCCGGCUGGUCAUAUCUGGGUUGUUACUCGGACAAUGUAUCUGCUCGCGCCCUGACAGGAAUUCAAUUCGCAAAUCUUGGUGUCGGCAAAGUGACUUCCUCAGGCUGCACGGAUUACUGCGGCAAAGCAGGCUUCAGCUUGGCCGGGACUGAGUAUGCAGGACAGUGUUUCUGUGGUGACAAGCUGGAGGGAAGUGUCAAAAUCGGAGCGGAGAAGUGCGACAUGAAGUGCAACGGCGAUGAGUCGCAGACUUGUGGUGGUAGCAACGCACUCAGCGUCUACGAGAUCACCCAGAAGGCUUCUACUCAAAAGCUCAGGAGACAUUUACGGAGUCACCUGCGUGGAGCUCAUGCAUGA